AUGGGUGUGUUUCAGGCAAAAGAAAUCCUGCAGAAGGAGUCGAAUGUUCAGGAGGUUAAAUGUCCGGUGACGGUAUGCGGUGAUGUGCACGGUCAAUUUCACGAUCUUAUGGAACUUUUCAAGAUGGGUGGGAAGUCUCCUGAUACCAACUAUCUGUUCAUGGGCGACUACGUUGAUAGAGGCUAUUACUCCGUUGAGACUGUUUCGCUUCUAGUUAGGUACAAGGAGCGUGUUACGAUUUUGCGCGGGAAUCACGAAUCUCGACAGAUCACGCAGGUUUACGGGUUUUACGAUGAAUGUCUUCGCAAAUACGGCAACUCUAAUGUUUGGAAAUAUUUCACUGAUUUAUUCGACUACUUUCCACUAACGGCACUUGUGGACGGGCAGAUUUUUUGCUUACACGGCGGUCUUUCGCCGUCCAUUGAUAGCCUCGAUCAUAUUCGCGCUUUGGAUCGAUUACAGGAAGUCCCCCACGAAGGUCCGAUGUGCGAUCUGCUUUGGUCGGAUCCAGACGACCGCGGUGGUUGGGGUAUCUCUCCUCGUGGAGCGGGCUAUACAUUUGGACAGGACAUCUCAGAAACAUUUAAUCACUCAAACGGUCUCACACUCAUCUCAAGGGCCCACCAACUUGUUAUGGAAGUAAGCAUCGGACUUGCUUUAAUUGAGUACUUCGUUUUUCUUGCCCUUAAUUCGUGCAUUCAAAUAAAAUCACAAAAUUAUAAAGUGCAGAUGUCUGAACAUCUUCGGUCAAAUCCCCAUUCGGAAAGCCUCAGAGGUUACAACUGGUGCCAUGAUCGCAACGUUGUGACAGUCUUCUCAGCUCCAAACUACUGCUAUCGUUGCGGGAAUCAGGCGGCUAUGGUGGAAUUGGAUGAUGAACUUAAAUAUUCAUUUUUGCAAUUUGAUCCGGCGCCGCGUCGUGGCGAGCCACAUGUCACUCGGCGAACUCCUGAUUACUUCCUUUGA
This is a messenger RNA of Gongylonema pulchrum, 966 nucleotides long. The record is from the annotation of a GenBank genome assembly. Lineage: Eukaryota; Metazoa; Nematoda; Chromadorea; Rhabditida; Gongylonematidae.